AUGAGCUUGCCUGUUACCAGAGACGACGUGUCGGUGGCUCUGGACUCUCCACUUAAGCCAUCGGCAUUCUCUAUCGCUCCAGAACUGCUUACCAAGCUUCACGACCCAAAAUCGUUGGCUGCUCUCCAUGAACUUGGUGGUCUUGAUGGUCUUGCCCAUCAGUUACAACUGGAGGUCAACCACGGUUUGAAUGAGCCUUCUCAUGACGAGCGUAUUCAUGCGUUUGGCCGCAAUGUGCUCCCGAUGAAGGUGGCCAAGUCCUUUUUCCGCCUCUGUCUCGAUGCCAUGAAAGACAAGGUUUUGAUUCUUUUGACAGUUGCUGCUGCCAUCUCGUUGGCUUUGGGUCUCUACGAGACAUUUGGCCAGGGUACCCAGUAUGACGACGAAAAUAAGCCCAUGCCCAAGGUUGACUGGGUAGAAGGUGUGGCCAUCAUUACUGCCGUGAUCAUUGUCGUGGUGGUGGGUGCUGCCAAUGACUAUCAGAAAGAGAGACAGUUCGCCAAGUUAAACGCCAAAAAGGAGGACCGUGAAAUUGUGGUGAUCCGUGGCGGCGAAAAAUCAAUGAUUUCCAUCUACGAUUUGCUUGUCGGUGAUAUCGUCUGUUUGGAAACUGGAGACGUGGUGCCUGCUGACUCGGUGUUAAUCUCGGGUGAGGUAGAAUGUGAUGAGUCUGCGCUCACCGGUGAGUCCAAUACUAUUAAGAAGAAGCCUGCGGACCUUGCCAUGGCUUUCUACGAAGAGAACCUCGAUAAAAAGGAGGAUUUGGGCUCAACAUCUAUCAAGUUUAAGGACCCAUUUCUCAUCUCGGGUGCCAAAGUGUUAUCUGGUGUUGGAACGGCUCUUGUUACUGCAGUUGGUGUCAACUCCAUCCACGGUAGAACUAUGCUCUCUUUGAGUCACGAGAAUGAGGUUACUCCUUUGCAAGCUCGUUUGGAUAACUUGGCUGAAGGUAUCUCUAAGUAUGGUUUUUUGGCUGCUCUUGUUUUGUUUGUCGUUUUGCUUAUACGUUUCUGCAUUAAUGUUACCCCCGGUGGAAACUACUACGACCACAAGCCUGCUGAAAAGGGUAAGAAAUUUGUGGAUAUCUUGAUUGUGGCUGUGACCAUUGUGGUGGUGGCCGUUCCUGAAGGUUUGCCUUUGGCUGUCACUUUGGCUUUAGCAUUCGCAACCACUAGAAUGGCCCAGAAUGGUAACUUGGUCCGUGUUUUGCGCUCUUGUGAAACCAUGGGUGGAGCAACUGCAAUCUGCUCUGACAAGACAGGUACCCUUACUGAGAACAGAAUGAGAAUUGUCCGUGGUUACGUCAACGAAAAGUUGCACUUCGAUGAUUCGGUAAAUUCCGGCAAUAUCAAUGAUGCACCGAAGUCCGUGGAUAUCGUGGACUCUAUUCCUCAUGACAACUUGGUCUUCAUCUCGUCCAACAUCACUCUUAACUCUACCGCUUUCGAGAACCCUGACUACGAUGAAGAAAAAGCUGUGAGGGCCAGACAGAAGCCUCAGAAGAGAUCCUUCUUUUACCACUUGUUUCACAGUAACCAGGGAGACCGCCAAAAGGAAAUUCAGGAGUUCAAUGUUGUUUCUGAACCUUACUUGGGUAACAAAACUGAGUCUGCAUUGUUGAUCUUUGCUAAGGGCCGUUUCAACCAAUUCUCGUCCGAGUCUUUGGAAAAACAACGUCAAACAGGAAAGAAGGAGAUUGUCCAAGUCAUUCCAUUCGAGAGUUCAAGAAAAUGGGCUGGUAUUGUCAUGAAAAUCGACAAUGGCUAUCGUUUCUAUGUGAAAGGAGCUGCUGAGAUUAUUUUCAAGAAUUGUUCUUUUGGAUAUGACGAUUCCAACAAAUUGGUUUCCUUGGACAGAACCCAGAGAGAUGAUGUUUUAACUAAGAUCGACGAAUAUGCCAAUGACGCUUUACGUGCCAUUAUGUUGGGUCACAAAGAUUUUGUUGGAAUCGAGCUGUGGCCACCUGCUAACCUCGAAGACCCACACAGAUCUGGCCAGGCUGAUCCAGACUUGUUGGUGAACGUUAAAAACUCUACCCACGAGAUCGACACCAACCUUACUAUGGACUUCCUUGUUGGACUCCAGGAUCCCUUGAAGGAGGGUGUUCCAGAAGCCGUCAUGCAAUGCAAAAUGGCUGGCGUCACUGUUAGAAUGGUUACUGGUGACAACUUGGUCACGGCUAAGGCUAUUUCUAGAGGCUGUAACAUCUUGACUCCUGAUGAUUCGUCGAAUGAAUAUGCGUACAUGGAAGGACCAACCUUUAGAGACUUGAGUGAUGAGGAUCGUACACGUAUUGUUCCUCAGUUGAAGGUUUUGGCAAGAUCCUCUCCAGAGGACAAGAGAAUUUUGGUCGAUACUUUGAGAAGGGCUGGCGAAGUUGUCGCUGUGACUGGUGACGGUACUAAUGAUGCUCCAGCUUUGAAGUUGGCUGAUGUCGGAUUUUCUAUGGGUAUCAGUGGUACUGAAGUCGCUAGAGAAGCUUCUGACAUUAUCUUGAUGACUGACGAUUUCACUGACAUUGUGCAAGCGAUCAAGUGGGGUAGAACCGUUGCGGAAUCCAUCAAAAAGUUCAUCCAGUUCCAGUUGACCGUCAAUAUCACUGCUUGUGUGUUGACAUUUGUAUCUGCUGUUGCUUCGUCUCACGGUCAAUCUGUCUUGACCGCUGUCCAAUUGUUGUGGGUCAACUUGAUUAUGGACACUUUGGCAGCUUUGGCAUUGGCCACCGAUAAGCCAGAUGACGCAUUGUUGAACAGAAAGCCUGCUGGUAGAACUGCUCCUUUAAUCAGUGUUUCCAUGUGGAAGAUGAUCAUUGGUCAGUCGAUUAACCAGUUGAUCAUUACGUUUGUUUUGCACUUCGCUGGCCGUCAGAUAUUCUUUGGUGGAGGUGAUAUCUCUAACCACGAGAACAAGCAGUUGGAUGCCAUGACUUUCAACACAUUCGUGUGGUUGCAGUUCUGGAAGUUGUUUGUUACCAGAAAGUUAGAUGAAUGUGCUGACGUUAGAACCGUUAGAGAGCGUAUUUCGUGGGAGAAUUUGAACUUCUUUGCUCAUUUGUUCAGAAACUGGUAUUUUAUCUUCAUCGCUGUUCUCAUUGGUGCUAUGCAAGUGUUGAUUAUGUUUGUCGGUGGUGCAGCAUUCACUGUUGCAAGACAAACUCCGGCCAUGUGGGCUACUGCCAUCAUUUGUGGUUUGGUCUCGCUUCCAGUGGGAGCCAUAAUCAGAAUCAUUCCUAACUGGUGGAUUGUUGCAAUUUUCCCAACAAAGGCUUUCAACACUUUCCUCUACUACGCUGGCUUCAGCUUCUUAAGCAAGAAGAGUAGGGCCAAGCGUGCUGGCAAGGAUUUGGAAAAGAAUGAGAACCAGGGCUCAGACUCGCCAGAGUCUACGGAGGUCAGUGAAACCAAGUAA
Messenger RNA from Sungouiella intermedia, 3408 nucleotides. The record is from the annotation of a GenBank genome assembly. Lineage: Eukaryota; Fungi; Ascomycota; Pichiomycetes; Serinales; Metschnikowiaceae.